Messenger RNA from Leishmania braziliensis MHOM/BR/75/M2904, 13635 nucleotides. RefSeq lists its product as hypothetical. Gene Ontology annotation, biological process: cilium assembly; intraciliary retrograde transport. Gene Ontology annotation, cellular component: motile cilium; axoneme; cytoplasmic dynein complex. Bases 1 to 13635 code for a protein of 4544 amino acids. The transcript has a single exon. NCBI's taxonomy places the organism in Eukaryota, Euglenozoa, Kinetoplastea, Trypanosomatida, Trypanosomatidae. Gene Ontology annotation, molecular function: dynein intermediate chain binding; dynein light intermediate chain binding; minus-end-directed microtubule motor activity. The record is from RefSeq and is a predicted model, not a curated record.
AUGAGCUCUGCCAUUUCACGAAUUCGCAUUGAAUUUUACGCUUGUGUCGAAGAUUUAUUUCUUUCACAUUUCAAAACUGCUCGCGAGGUGUUGGUCCUAGCUGAAGGUGAGGAUGAGGACGGGGUGUUCAAGAAGGCUUUUAUUGCCACAGAGGUAUUUUUAGUCAACCAGACAAGAGGACUUUUUUUUGAUGCGCUGGAUCGUCUUGUACAGUUUUUCGAUUCUGACGACUUAGUCAAUGAGGUCAGAAUAGCACAGUGUGCUCGACGACUGCCGUACUUGCGUGUCGAACUAGUCACAGGCGAUAGUUUUCAACCUCGAGCCCCAUCUUUUUCUCUUCUGCUAUUUGGCAUAGCAGACCUUUUUGCGGAGAUCGAAAAGAGCAUUAAUGGCCUACCAAGGCUGGGCUGCACCAUUUUUCGAGCACAGAGGCUCGAAAACGAAAAAUUAAACAUUGUGUCGCAUGUGGAACUGGCAUCGUACCGCACCUCAAUCACCGGAGUAUUGGAGAACGCAUCAGUGGUGAUUCACAAGAUUUUAUCCUCUUAUAACAAAUUUUGCAAGAUACCGGUCCAUAACCUUUCCAUUGCAAAGAGGGGAACGUCGACAGAGGUGGUAGAACUUGUGGUGCUCGCGCGGCAAAACCUAAGCGAUGUUCGUCACGUCUCUCGGGAUGUUCUCUUCUAUGGGCGCCUCGAGAUCAACUGCCGUCCAUUGCGGUCGGAGCUGAUGCAGAAGUGGGAAAAUUAUUUGGCGGCUCUUGUGUCUGCAUUCCAAAGCACCAUAGUGAAUAUCGUCAACGAGGCAAAAACAAAGAGCCAAGCGAUUCUUGACGUGCUUCAAGGAACCCCUACGACAGUUCCCGAGCUGGAGCAGUACCUGCGCAAUACCGAAGCGGCGAAAAAUUUGGCUAACGAUUUGUGCGAAACGAGUCACAAACAGAUUGCCGACAGGGUCAGCUGUAUUGAAAAGCUGUUUAUUCCAGUCGAAGAGUAUGUAUGCCGCUCUGUCUUUGAGUUCAAAGAGCUCCCAGGCAAGCUUCACCGUCGAGUAGACAAAAGCGAUGACAUCCGAGCCAAGUGCACACCGCUGCUGAGCCGCAAGCUGGAAAAUCUACGCAGUACCAUCUAUGACUACUACCGAACUCUUUCGACAGGUGUGAAGGAGUUGUAUCACAUGUUCGAUUUGGACACUUGCGAUAUUGCAGCGCAAACCUGUACAGAGCUGCGCAAGCUAAUCGUACGGAUCGUAAACGCCCGUAAGAGUAUGGAGUAUGAAAUGAGGGUGCUAGGUCUUCCAUCCGAGGACUCGUUCGAUGAUUAUUUACCCCUCAUGAACCAUUUUGAGAUCAUUGAGCAAUUUUGGAUCACAGUGUUCGAAUCGACAAAACUGCGUGAGCUGUACCGGACACCAGUGUCCUCCGUAAAUGCUAAUGCCUUCAUAGAGCGCGCCCGGGAGUGGCGCCGGCUCAUUCACAGCACCAUCCGCAACUUGCGUGGCUACCCUGCCUUGGUUCGUCUCGGUCGCGAGCAGGAAUUGGCACUCGCCAAGUUUGAGGAGUUGGAGCUGUUUCUUGAGCUCAUCACGACGCCUGGGCUGCGCAAGAGUCACUGGCGCGACAUCGCAAAGCUGAUCUCGACACAGUUGCGGGACGAUAUCCUGCUGGUGACAAAUAUGACAGUGACAGUGAAGCGUUUGCUCGACGCCGGCUUGCUCGACCACAUUGUCCCAUUGGCGCAGAUUGUUAGUCAGGCUCGUUGCGACUACGAUGUGGAGAACGAGCUUGAGGAGAUGCGGAGCUAUGCCAAGCGCACUCACUUUGCUCUUGAAAAUUCAGCAGUCCAUGAUGACCUGAACACACCACCAUUGAAGGGGAAUCGACAUGAGAUGGUGUGCCGAAUCGAGGAGUGCAUGCUCAAGUGCCGCGCGAUGCGACGCCGACCCAACUUGGGACCAUCUGUUCUAAGGGCUGUCGACGAGUGGGUUGACGCGUGUGAGAAGAGUCGCGAGGUGCUUCUGGCGUGGGAUAAUGUGAAGAUGCGCUGGAUGAGGCUGCGUGCAUGUGUGUCCUCGCUGCGGAGUGCAGUCUCCGAGGGCAUCUGUUCCGCUGAAGAGGCACGCACCAUCACUCAAAAGCUCACAACGGCGUCAGCUGCCUUCAAGGGAAUGGGUGCAAUCUUGCGCAAGCCGCAGUUUUCUCUCUACACAGCCAUGAUGCAGGACACCAUCCAGGAUUUCCUCCUGACUAUCAAGUCAGAAGUGGAUGAUGCGGAUGAGGUACUGCGGGGUGUGACGGAGCGCCGUCGAGCACUAUUCCCGCGGUUUCGAUUCCUACCCGACUCGGAGCUCAUAGAGUUUCAAUCCGUGCAAAGCGCUCACAGUUUCGUGCAUCUAUUUCAGUAUCUUUAUCCGCGCAUUACUGAUGUAGAAGUGGUGGACAGGAUUGUGACCGCCGUUGUGGCAACGGAUGGUGCACGCUUGCCCUUGUCCUCUCCCCUGGCCCUGACGAAAGAUACCCCAGACGCUUGGAUCCAGCGUUUUGACCAUGCGGUGCGUGCCUCUCUCGUCGCCGCCGUCAAGGAGUGUGUGGCUGCGUAUUACCGAUGCAGCCUGGAAUCGUGGUUGCAGCAAUGGUGCGGUCAGGUAGCGGUGCUUGCACUGCGCAUUCUACAUACGGAAGGACUGCGGCGGGCACUAGAGCUUGCUGGGCAAAAUGGACUGAGUGCCCACAUCACCAAAGUGUCGGACCUUUGCGGCGCUAUCAGCAAGCUUGCGCGGGGUGGACACAAUAAUGACGCCCAGGGAGGGCAGUCGCGCAGCUACGAAGCUGCCGUGGCAGCCGCGCUGGCAUACGAGGAGUUCGCCCUGAGGGAGGUUCAGCUAGCAGCAGAAUGGCACGUCAACAGUGUCACCGAGCUGGAGUCCACUCGUGUCGUGCAGACUUUUUUUACACCGGCGGAGGAUGGCAUCUUCGUUCGCAUGAUGGGUGUUGAUUUUGACUACGGGUUGGAAUUCCUUGGGCACGGCAACGCGCCGAUGAUGAGUGUGGCGCAGUGGGUGCAGAUGGCACCAGUGCUCGUCGAUAUGGAACUGUCCCGCAGCCUUUCGCUUGUGCGCGCCAGCGACGACGUCGGUGCAGAGGGGGAGGUCUUAGAAGCUGCUGCGCUGCUGCUAGGGCGCUUCUUCUUUCGAGUUGAAGCCAAAGAGCAUGUGUCUAGCGAAAGACUUCAAGGUUUGCUGCGCGGGUGUAUGGAGGUUGGGGCGUUGGCGUGCCUGGUGAACUGUGAGACCGUGCCGAAGGCCGUGCUGGAGGAAGCUGUUUUGCCCAUCGCCACGGCUUCUGUCGAGCAACGCUGUUCUCCCAUCUGGCAGUUACCUUAUGAUGGAAAGGUCGGCAUGACCGCGGUUUCCGUGCAUCCGCUGUUCCGGCUGACCCUCUCUGCUGCUGCGCCGGUAGCGCUGCCCCGCAGUCUCGACCUCAUCUGCAGAGAGGUGCGCGUCGCUCCCUUUGAUGUUCAAGAAGCGCUGCAUGAUUAUCUGACCCGAACCGGAGUGGUACCAGAGAGCCCUCUGUCCGCUGAGGAGGCGGAGUUUGCCAAGCUCUACCGACAGCUGCAAGAGUUGCAUCCAACCGUCUUCACCGUGCGCCGACUGCGCAUGGUGCUUCGCGAGGCUUUCGUGAGUGAUGAUGCGCCAGAUGGAAAGGGGUCCUCGCUCAUCGGAUUGACACUGCGCGGACUAGCACCGCGCCUUCUGACUGCUCUGGGAAGUGUUUUGGCGGCUUUCUUCACUUCCACAGACGGCAGGGCAGUUCAACAGAGCCUAAAGACACAAAUUGAGAUGAGGCUACUGUUGCCGUCGUGCAAUGGUGUCGUUCCGCAGGGCUGGUGCGGCCCGCCUCUCAAAUGGACUACACACAGCGCAGCAGUGAAUGCCGUGCUCGAGCGCUUCACAUCGUUGAUGAAUGUUCACCGCCGUAUGCUCCUCGUUGGACCGCGGUUCGCAGGGAAGACGCGACUGUGGCGAGCGUGGGCUGGCUCCCAAUCGCCUCUGAUCUUCUCACCUCCUCUCAUAUCCGCAGCGGACUUUUAUGGCACCUCUACGGAACCGGGUUUUCUUUCCUUGAUCACUUCACGGAUGGCGACUUCUCAAGGCGGGGGCACUACUCCCGUGGUUGUGAUGGAGGAUGUCGGCGCAGCUCAAUCCUUUGCGCUUUUCCUGGGUUCUUGGCCGGACAGGACACGAGUCCUGGAGGGAGAGCCGCACAGCGACAACAGCGUCAUCACUAGCCCCCUGGUGCGCGUGAUCGGCACGGCGCAGAGGUUGCACCAUGUUACACCCGGAACCAUCAACAGGUUUGCGAUGAUGGCUCUCGUGGGGCCAUCUUCGUGGGUGGAAGGGAUCUCUCACACGUUGAGCUCAAUGCCGGACGCAGAGUGGGCCGCGAGGGUGCUGGAGAAGCUUUUGCCGCUACUGGUGGAACGCGCGUCGAGGGCAUCGCCGGAGCUCACAGGAAGGGCAGAUGAGGUGACAAACAUGUAUGCCAUUGCCCAACGAGCGGCAACUCUGUGCAGUCGAUGGUACGCCUAUGCACUCACGCUUCAUACACACAGAGGGGCACUGGAAUUGCAGGAGGACGAGGACGAGGUGCCGCUGCGCCUGUUCGCUGUGCGCUGUGCGGUGAUGGCGGCUACAUGGUCGGUGGGGCUCUCACUCCCCAUUGAAGAUCGAGAUGUGCUGAAACUGUUGCUCCUCGGCGCAGAGACGGACGUGAUGAAGGCGCUGGUGGACUGCGAGCUCUCCGGCGAGAUUUUUCCAGUCUUGUCGCAGGAUGGCGUUAGUCCACUCGAACAGGUCGUUCUGCCUCGUGGGUGGUUGUCGUUUGAGGAGGCCGCCACGCGCACCGACUUGCCUCUGUCGUGGUCAACGUACCACCACACUGAUCCGCAUCUCUGCACGUGGUUGCAGGUGUUUGCAACACCAUCUCGAGUGGCAACACUGCGGGCGGCGGAAUGUUUGAUUAACUGCGGUCAACACGUUCUCUUUCAUGCCGGUCCUGUGGCUGGCAAGUCGACGUUGUUGCACACUAUGAAAGCGAACGCAGCCGAUUGGGUCGCGCAAGUGUACAGUGCAAACGGCGGGAUGCAACCCACUCACAUUCAGCAGACGAUGGCGGGCAGGCUGGUGCAGCGCUGGGAUGGAUGCCACAGCCCAACUCUGGGGCGGCGCCUUGUGGUAUGCAUCGACGAUUUGCACCUGGCACCGAUGAUCGCACGCGAUGGCGACGACAAGUUGCACACUGCCUCGAUGUCUCUCGGUGGGUGCCUGGUGCGUUUCUGCGACAAGUUCCGGGCAAUCAGCACACCAAGGAGGGGGAUCAUGCCCACCGCCAACGUUGUCUUCUGCGGCUCGGUUCUACUCCAAGACAGCGCAGCGAAGCAGUGCAGCACUGGAGCUCUCAGCGGGUGUGUGGACGUGCGCUUGCCAGGGUUCGACAGUGACGAAAUCGCGCGCGGUGUGCAUCUGCUCUGCAGCUUGGCCUCUUCUCGAAAACGCACUAAGGGAUUCUCGCAAGGCUGUGCCACGUUUUUGGGUGUUGUGCAUGGAGCCUACACUCAGCUGAGACUUCGCGGCGCCGCUCUUGAGUCGCACACCGCGGUGGCUGUACCACGCCUCUCACUUGCAUCAGCCCCGUUCAUAUCCGACGUGGCGGCAUCCUCGCCUCUGGAUGGCUUGACCGCGAAUACAUCGGAGGGUCAGAACCACCGCAUUCCAUCAUUUUACUCCGAGCCCCUCCGAGAUGCUUUGCAAGCGGCAGAAGUGGUGCGACUGCAUUUGCUCAGUAACAUUUCGGAUGUGCAGGUCUCCAUCCGGAUUUUCCUUGAGGUGACAGCCUUCUACGAGGGGCAACUACGCGUGCCGUCAUCACCAAAAGCAGCGCAACACUCAGGGUCGUUACCGUUGUUGCCACCGCAGCUAAAGUCAGUAGUAGGGCCGGAGACGAAUGACGCAUCACACGCGUUGCGCGACUCUGCAGUGGAGGCCGCGGAGAGCACCAUGCGUGAGUGCGUCCGUGGCAGUGUCAGCUUCAAGGACUUGGUCCGUCAGCUUCCGACUCUCCCGGUGCCGGGCACGGUCACGGCGGAAGACGAGUCCUUCGUUGCGGACUGCAUUGCCGAGUUUCCAUACGCCUUGCAGGACGAGAGAGAGGAGGACCUUGCGACGCUGGAGGAGAGGCGUGGCCCGGUAGGUUUUGCGAGCAUCAAAGGCGUCCCAACGCGAGGGGAGACGCGGUGUGCCUCGGUACUUCUCAGUUAUUCAGACUUCCUCAGGAAAGCAGCGGUGAGGUCAGAGGGUGCACACAAGGGGGCACUGGUGCGGAGGUCAUCAAGUCUAGCCCCGCUGAGCGGUAACUCCUCGUUGCGCGGAUCUUUUGCCAUCGCACCUGGAAACUCAAGUGCCUCCAGUCUGGCGGUGGCGUAUCAAAACCACCAGCUGCAGAGACUGCGCCCCUCUACCGAUGUCCUGACAACUCCUACGUACCAGACCACGUGGCUCACCACGCGCCUUGUGUUUCUUCAAGACACUCUUUUCGUUCCCCAUGCGCAGGUCGUCUUUCUGGGAGAGAACGCGUUUGGUCUGCGCCGACUCUUCCGCCUGUGGUGCUCUAACACACAUGUGCCGCUCAUAUGGCUCCGAGUGCAUCCAGCCGCAUCCCCUGCGGAGGUGACAGCUGCCUUCCGCCAUGACCUUCGGUCUGCCAUCACGUUUAUCUGCAUGAACAGCAUCCACGCGGUCAUUUACUUUCCCCCCGAGCUGUUGAGCUUGCCGGAGGUGCUCCCAACUGUGGACCUGCUAGUGCGCAGCGGCGAUGUAUCGGGUCUGUUCUCGGACGAGGAGCGCAACUCACUGAUGCGUGGCUUUCAUGUGACUCAUCCGCGGUCACUGAAGCCGUUCAUCCUAGUCGACGACACUGCGCUACGUGACCGCCUCCGUGGCUGCUUAAACUUCGUUUUCCACCUGCGUGACGUGGCAGAGGUGGAGCGAGUGGCGGCUGCCUACCCUUUUCUACGGCAGUAUAAGACGAAGGUUCUGCCGCUGUACACGGAGGCACUGCGGACCUCGUUGGUACGCGAACUGGUGUUGUCUGUUCUUCGGAGCAGCGGCAAUGCGGAUGGUGGUUCUGAUCCCGACGGCAUCCCUACUGUCCACAGCGAAGACACUGAGGAGGACGACAAGGAGAGUGGCUGUGACGAGGGUGAUCACCCUGUGAACCUGUCGCAACGGACUGUGUGUGAGGCUCUGUGUGCCAUGUUUGCACAUGUCUCCAAAAGGCACCCAACCUCCUUGGAGCAGCUAGUGGAGUUUGCAUCACUGUACCGGGACCUGAGCUCGACGGCGUGCAUGCAGGUCUUGGAAAGCGCGAGGACGGGCACCGUCAUCAUGAGGCGCGGGGAUGAAGCAGUACAGAUGAUGAAGACUGAGGCGCAGCGUGCUCGUGCAAUCGCUGCGGAGCUGGCGGCCUCGCAGCUGCGCAUAGCCUCGCUCGCUGAGAGGCUGCGCGGCGAGGAGAACCAACACGCAGCACGAUCUCUUGAGGCACAGGAGUACUGCGACAAACUGCAGAAGAAGAGGGAGGCUCUAGACUGGCAAUGCGCGACCCUCGCUGAUGGCUUGCAGAGGGCGGAGGAACGACUAGAGAGGGCAGCGCGACAGCUGCGAAAGGCGAAGGUGAACAACAUGCGCGCACUCGCCGUUUCACAUGUGCCAGAGAAAGGCUCACUUCUUGUCCGCGGCCUGUACACGCUGCUAGGUGAAGACCUUCCAAAGCAUAACAACAACCCUCACGAGCUGUGGGGCAUCGCCAUGAGGCGGGUGUGCACAAAGGAGUUCGCGAUUGCUCUGACAGGGAUCACGCCGCUUGACGACCCGACUGGGUUGGGAACUUACCUCUUUCUGCGUCAGGAGCUCGAUGCGGUGCGUUACGCGCCGGCGCUACCGUACGCUCAACUAUUGGCAGACUUUGUAGUGGCAUGGGUGGACUGCGGGAAGUUCCGCAUCGAGGACUACGUCACUGGUACAGAGAACAUUGCGAAAGCUGAGAGGGACGUGAAGGAAGCUGAGGGGCUCUACGCGAUGCGGCUGGAGGGUUUGCAGUCCACUGAGCGGACCGUGGCGCGGACCAAGGAUGAGAUCGAUGCAGCAAGGCGCUCUACGGAAGCGUUGCAGGAGGAUCAGAAGCAGUUGGCGGGGAAGGAGGAUCGUCUGUUGAAGUACGUUGGACUUGUCGACCGCUUCUCACGAUUUCUGGGAGAGCCAGCGGAUGUAGCGGAGCGCGCGCGGUUUGCGCGCUGCGCCGCAGCGGACGCUUUGCUCGUCUCCGCCUUCUACUCGCUCCUUGUCAUGCACGACAAGGCUGUGGACACGUACGUGUCCCUGCAGCAGCUCCUCGUCGAGACGGUACAUCCCAGGCUGCAUUCCACAGGGCCGCAGGAGGCAUUCGCCUACAUGCUGUACCAGACACACGCCCCACACACUCGCGCACUAAUGCUACCUGGAAGCGAGCACUUUGCGUGGGAGUACAGAGCCCUUUUUAUGGCUCUGUUCAAGCGUAUCAUGUGGCGUUGGACUUUGAUCGGUGGAGCAACGCCACUCGUCGAGCAGGAGGUGUGCAGGUAUCUUUCUUUCUCGUGUACGGGGUGCGUCGUCUUGUCGGUGACGGAUUCGUCGGCGAAGGAGAAGGUGAUCACAGCUAUGCAAGCUGGGAAAGGUGUUCUUCUGCGUGACAUUCAUGACUCGGCAUCGCUCGAUUUCAUACGCUACCUCAACCCCCUUUACCGUCAGCUGAAGGAGCGCUGGAAAGCAGCGCUGAGCCUGCGGAAGGGGUCAACAAUCAUGGUGGCUGAGCGGUCGCCCUGGUCACCGGGUACGCUCCCUGCUUCCCGUCCCGUGGACGAGGAAGAUGUUGCGGCGCGGUCCGUCCCGUUGUUGCUGGAGGGGCGCGAGGUACUGGUACACCCUUCCUUUUAUAUGGUGUGCGCCUCCUCGCUGGCAGUGCCCGUCGAAACGCACGGGGCCUGUGACGCCAUGAACGUCUACAACCUCUGCAGUUCAAUGCCUCGCCGCCUGCACUACGAGUGUCUUCUCCGAGACGCCGUGUGCACCACGUCAGUGUCCACCAAAAUGUCCGCCAUGCGCGAGGAAGUAGUGACGCAGCAACAGGGCUACUUCAGGGUGCUGCAAGGCUUUGCACAGGCGCACGAUGCUGCUGCGGAGCUUCUCGCGGCGAACAUCGGCGACAUCCACGAUGGACUGCACGGGGACGCCCUGGUGGCAGACGCCGAUCGCGCGCUCUCCGACGUCGAGAUGUACGAGGUGAAGCUAUCCCAAACCGUCUUUUGCAUGCAGAGCUGGCAGAGGGUGGUUCAAGAUGGCUGGUGUGCGGUGCUGCCUGCCUUGGAGGCAGUAGCGAGCUUUGCCGAGCUGAUCGAAGCGAAGAAGCUGCAGCGUCCGUGGAGCGCGUUUGCGUUGGAUAGGUGCCUUGCGGCUAUUGCACACUUUCCGCCCGUGUUCAUGCGCCACUUUGCGCCGCAGACGUUCAGUGAUCUGGCACCGUCGCUCAAAUGCUACUUCGCAACAGUGAACUAUGUGCAACGCGUAGUGGAGCAACUCGCCGCCGGCUGGCCUGUGCCGGUGAGCGACAUCUUCUCGCUGCUGCUGCUCGCGUCGGCGAUGGCGGCUGCCCCAGUCGUUUUUGACACGAAGACCGACGCGCGUCUGCUGACGGCAGAGCAGACGAGAGUGCUGCAGGUGCUCCUCCGCGAUGGACCCAGUUGUGCCUUACCCAGUGCAGGAAAGGAUCAGGGGAGUGCCUCGAUCAGCUCCUCGUUCUCGCUUUUUUCGUCUGUUGGCGCAACAGGGGCGGAGCUGCGCCGCGGAGCGCUACAGCUCUAUGCCACUUCUGAGGAUGCUUUACUCCACCAUGUUGCGCAAAGAGGCAGCGCCGUGCCAGGCGAGAAGGAGCUCAGCAACGACUCGGAGGCCGAUGUAGACGAAAAUCAGUUCUACGUGACGCAGUUUUUCUCGUCCCUGGCUGAGCUACAAGUGGAGCAGGCAAACCACUACGCCGCCUCCCUCUAUAGCGCUUUCAUGGAGACCGUCACGUGUGCAGAAGGUGCAGUAUGUGUGCUGAAGUCGCCCGCGACGCCAAUCGCCGCGGAUGAGAGCGCUGCCGAACCUCCGGUGAUCAUGUCGACGGAGGUGUCGCCCCGGCGCAUUUCCCCCGCGACACGACGAGAAUCGGGCAUGAGCAGGUCCCACAGCAACAGCGGGAAGGGGAAUUCAGAGGCGGCACUGCGUGAUGCGGUAUCAGUAGGGCUGCAAAUGGAGCGGGCCGCGAGGGUGCAGCAGCCGCUUUGCCUCGUCGCUGACUCAGCACUUACAAGUGUUCUCUCGUGGUUUCGCCAUGAGGCUGUGGAAGCGAAGUUCCAUUUCGUAUGGCAGGAGUUGACUCUUUCUAUGGCGACGACAGCAGUGUUUUCGUCCGAGACGGUAUUGUUCUCCCCGGGCAGGGCACAAGCCGUCACGUUUGCGACGGUGACGCAGACCCUCAUCUCGCUGAUGAGGCAGUUCCGGUUUGCAAGGCAGGGCAGCGGUGUGUGUCUGGCGCUUGUCGUGGACACAGAUGUGGAGCGAAGCGUCAGCGAAAAAGAAGUGCGCAUCUUUAGAGAAGAGUUGCAGCGGCUACUCUCCCUCUACACCACCUUAUUGAGAUCGUCAGGUGACGGAAAAGUCGGGGCGGUUAUGUGUGUUGCAGUGAUUUGCUCGCCGGCAACGGAGCGGGUGCUGUGGAGAGGGGCCGCGGUUGCUCAAGUGACUCCGUGUUGCUAUGUCUCCUUGAGUACCAUCACCCCCCAACAGCGCCUCGUAGCGCUUCUCCAGCCGUCGCGCCGGUACUUUACUGAAGGUGGUACCGUGCAGAUUUGCGAGUCGAUUCUGCAAAGCGUGACGGCAGAGCUGGCUCAGCGCAGUAGCAGUAGUGUAACACACAUGUCCCCUUCAAAUAAUGCGACACGCGUCCGCGGACCGACCCUCGCGAAGCUGACGAUGCCCCAAAGUACCGCGCAAGCCUUGAUGUCCUUGCCACCGCUCCCGCGUUCCAUCUCAUCUGCCGCCCUCAUCGCCUUACAGAAGGUGGUGGAUGACUUGCUGCUCUGCGCUCGCCUGGUGCAUCAUGAGAUGGUGGUGAGUCACGUGGUGUCCGCCAUACGUGAGCGUAUGCGCUGCGAGGAGGACAAACGCGGCUGCUAUGUCGAUGAUCCAGCUGUACUGGUGCAACUGCAUGACCUAUUGUCUGCAUGGAUGCUGCGGAGCUACGAGGCGCUCAUCGCCGAUCUCAGCCGAUCCGCCGACGAGGAGAUGCAGGGCCCUGCGAACGACAGGGAUGCGGUGCCUGAGAGCGCUGCCAAGGCUGGCGGCGUGUCCUCGAAGAGGGCGCCCUUGCGAAGCAUACGGGAGGGCCUUCCACUUUCAUCGCAGCCCCUGGCGCAGCGCAACGCGGUGGUGCGGCAGGCCCUCCCGUACGCUCUCAAGGCCUACUACUAUUUGCGCCGCCGGCAGCCGGGGUGGCCGUUUCUUCUGGAGCGACACCUUCAAAUGACACGGCAGACUUCACGAGAAGGAUUGCCCGUCGGCGCCAACGCCAGUGCCGAGGACCUCACACAUGCUGUGCUUUCCAUCAUGACUGCAAACUCAAAGGCGGGCGACUCACUACGGUUUCACACUUCUACCAACCGUGACAACGGCCCGGGGAUUCUCCAAACGCUGAGUACCGCUGAGUCACUACCUCACUUGGAGCGAUCGCAUCAGCAUACGACGCAGCGGAGUCUGGUGGAGCGCGCGAUGAAGCAGUGGCGCACUGGGCUGUUUGCGGUAGCUCGGCAAUUCGCCUUUUUCUUCACAUCUUGCCGCCAACGCAACGACCCACUUCCAGCAGUUGAGCAACAGGCGCAGUGGACCAUGCUGCGCGCCUUGGUCGGGGCCCCAGAGGACAGCGACGGGGUCCCUUGUCUCUGGGGGCAGAACAGUGGUGACUAUUCGGGUGGAAAAACGUGGCAGACGCUUCUCCUUGAUGCGCGGCACCUUGAGCACUUCUGGCUGGAGGUCCACAUGUUCCCCUCCGACUUGAUGGAGUUGUGCGGCGAGGCGGCGGCGGCGAGGCGACUGCAGCGCAUGCGGCUGGACACCCUUUUGGAUCUGUGCUUUCCUGCCAGUGUCAGCAUCACCUACAACUCAAGCGAAGCGGCAUACAGGAUGCCCAUCGAUAUACCAAACACCUCUCCUGCCACCACGGUGGUGGAAGGUCUACGACGACUUGCACGCACGCGAGGGCAGCGAGCCAGUGACUUGGCUUCUCCUGCUGUCGUCGAAAAGGUUGUGCCGAGCUGUGUGGAAUCACCGCUUUAUUUGCCCGAGGUGUAUUCAGCAUCGCACCAAGGCGUGAUGGUGAACUUGCUGAGCUCUUUUUCCAUGGCUGCGGCGCCCCACGCGCCAGCCACGGUCGGUGAGCUGCCCACAGAGGUAUGGCUGCCAUCUCUGCGUCACCCUGUGCUCGAUCUUGAGUUUCUCACAACAGUUUUACGCCGUCCUGUGCUGCCGACCUGUGACACUGUCAGGGAGGCACCGGCAGCACACGCUACGCUGCGCGACGAUAGGCACUUCGCCGAUGGGUUUCGGGAGGAGGGCUCUCAAGACGGCCGCUAUCUUUGUGCGGACGAGAGCGAUGACAGCGCCGCUGUUAGUCGGCUCAUUUUGGUGGUGACGCAGCGCUGCUUUCUGUUGCCAUCCGACGUUGUACUUACGGGUGCCCGACUGUCUCUUUCGCUGGAGAGGCAGCUAGCGGCGCAAACGCAGUGGUCGGUGGGUCGGGAUGGCGACGAGCCUACCUCAGGACUGACGGCGGUGGUGGUGGCUCGGAGAGUGUUGGUUCGACCGUGCGUCCAGAAUGUGGGAGGCUGGUCGGAGGGGGUAGAAGCGUCCUCGCGACCAACUCCCUACGAGGUAGGGAUGUGGAUGUGGCCGACAAGUCCACCGUGUGGCACAGCCCAUUGCAGUUCGCAGCUGCGAUGGUGCGCCGUCACGUGGUCAUGCCUACCGGCGGACGCGCUCCUGUGGGACACCACGGCCGUGUGCCGCCCCACCACGACACCCGUCACUCACGACUCGCCCACGACGCCAGAGCUGCCGCGGCGCCGAGAGGGCGCUUCAUACAACACGUUCGUCACGGAGACAGAGGAGUUGGAAAGUGUAGCGACAUCGACGCAGGUGGGCCUCGACGCACCUCGUGCAUGGAGCGUUACCGAGGUGCCCGUUCCUGUACGGUGGCAUCCUUUCUCAGACGACUCGAGUGGGCAUGUCAUUGGGAAAGCUGCUGUCAUGUUAGAGCUGUACCUCUGCGUUGAGUACAAACCACUGGCGACGCACAACUUUAGUUUCGGUGCCGAUACCUCGAACAGCCUCCCAUCCUCGUCACCGAUGACUUCCGCUACUGGCGCCUGUUCCUCCUGUGUCACCCGAUGGGUCUGGGACACAUUGUACCUUCACGAGACUCUUGACGCCUACAUCUGGAUCGAGUGA